UGGCUUCGCGAUAUUGCGCUGCGUUAAUACGCGUCUCCCACUCUCUUCCCGACGUCGUCACGCAUUUCCGCUCCUUGCAGCGAAAGUAGAAAAGCCGGUCGCAAAUUAGUCCAGUCACAGUCGCCGAUCGACAUUUCUGCCGGCGUAUCGAGCUUCAUUAACUGAGAAAGAAAAGAGACAGCGCAUAGACACACAUACACGAGUGAAGAUAUUCUCGCAAACAUAUUUUUCUCGUCGUUAUUUUUUUCGAAAGUGUCAUUGCCUGAUAAUACAUUAGCGCGUUCAUUAAUUCCGUAUCUCGUACAAGAUUUCUUUAUUGAAACUUCUCGCUGUUAUUGUAAAACAUCACCAAGAUACAAACGUGAAUGAUAACAGCUCGAUUGAAUACGCGUGGUACAAACGAAACGAGUAACCAGAAGGACAUCUACAGUUUCGUCAUUUAUCGAUACGCGCUUAUCUAUGAGAGAGAGAUUAUUCGUCUUAUUCGAAUAUUCUAUAUUAUCUAUAGAAUAUAUUAUCUAUACAUAUAUCGUCUGAAUCAUAAUCACGGCAGUGAGUGUGGUGUUGAUACGUUCAUUUGUACGUUCUUGAACGAGCAUUAUUGUGAGAUAUAAGUGUCGCGUACGAGGCGGAUCGCGCGAGCAGAGAGAUGUCAGGGAACGUAGGAACGUCCGAAGACAAGCAGUGGCUGGAUGUUGUGAUGCCGAAAAUCGCCGAGAGUAUCGGCGAGAGAGGCACUACGCGCUACGUGUUGUCCAGCAUCAAGCAACGCUUCCUGUCUGACAUUUAUUUCGUGUACAUGUCGUGUACGAACGAGAUAAACCAGCUCAGUGAGACGCGAAUGGUGAUCAAGAGAACCAAGUUGUGCAAGUUAAUGGAGGUGAAGAAUCAGUUUCACAACGAGAUCGUGUUCUAUCAGUUGUUCUAUCAAUCGGGCGAGAAUUUUCCGAGAUACUUGUACGGCUACGACGCGUCGCUGGACUCCAGCGAAUACUCGAUAGUCGUCCUCGAGGAUGUGAGUAGAAACGGAUUCAAGGAGAGUCCGGCCUCGUUCGAUGUUCCAUACAGCUACGUACUGGCGGUGAUGCGCGAGCUGGGACGGUUCCAUGCUAAGGGCUAUAUCCUGAAAGAGACAAAUCAGGCCAAGUUCCAAAGUAUCACGGACAAGAUCACGGAGACCCGGUUCUGCGAGAAGACUAAAAUGCGACCGUUCGUCAAUAUAACGUCGACACGAGUGGUGGAUUACCUCCGUGCACAGAAUCACGACACGGGUUUCUGCGACAAAUUGGAGGCCCUGCUCUCAAACGCGUUCGACAAAGUGAUAAUACCGAUAGUCACAGUAACCGAGUCGUCCGAGCUGUUGUCCACGAUUUGUCAUGGCGACGUUACGCUGGACAACAUGCUCUUCCAGCCCCUAAAUAGCGAGUAUUUCAACGCGAUGUUGAUCGACUUCGGGAUGAUGAGGUACGGCACGCCCGUCGUGGACCUCUCUUCGUUCUUCUGCCUCUGUUGCACGAACAGCAUGGUACGGGACAAAUUGCACGACAUGUUGGCGGUCUAUCACAUGGCGCUGACAAAUUAUAUGUCGCUAGGAGGGGUGGCAGAUACCAAGAAGUACUCGUACAGAGCUAUACUAAACAAUUACAGAGAAGGCUGUCUCUACGGCUUUGUCCUCGCGUCCUUCUACUUGGAGUGCUUACUGGGACAUAUCGAUCCUGUUGAAAUAGCGGGACGACACAAUGAUAUGGAAAUGUUAGCAAAAGAGUACAAGAAGAGCGGUGGAGACCAAGUGUCCGCGAUGUUAGCCGAAAUGCUCCUUCAGAUGGUUGAGAUGGGCAGUUUGGACCAUUUCUUGUAAACACGCGAUAUUAUUGUGACGCAGAAUUACGCAUCUAUUAGUACUUACGAGAUGUUCAAUGGGAGAUUCUCGGGCAAACAAGCAAAUACAGUGCGAGAAUGAUUCGGCAAUUUCGCGAUCGUGUUCAGAGAGAAAUGGCGUUCGACUGUUCCGUGUUGGGUCGCGCGAAAAACGUAAUGUAGCACAGGGUCGAUUGAUCUUAUUAGAGCACACAGAUGCAAAGUGUUAAAUAAUUCAGUCCUGUUUUAUACGAGCGCGCCAACUUCACGCACCAACUGCGCGCUCAGUUUUUUAUUAGGCGGACUGUAAAAUGAUUUUAAAGCGGCUCGUAAAAUCGUCGAUUUCGGAAAGAGGAAAAGAAGGGCAGAGAGAGAAAAAGAGGAAACAUAAGCAUAAAGAUAGUGGAAAUGAAAUAAUGUGAAUAAGAAGCGAGUUAAAAGCAGAAGGCCGCUUAUGCGUGACACUGAAAACGGGUGUAGUAUUGCACCGUGAGUUUUGCGGUGCACAUUGGCGAAAUUAUUCCUUCGUCCGUGCAACUCUGUACGGAUCUGCCUUUCAAAUAAAGAAGCAUGCGCGUACUUUAUCCGAAUAAUUUCCAUGUUUUUCGAGCUAGAACGGCGGCCGGCGUUUAUAGCGAGGUGAUAAAAAUUGUAGUAAAAAUUUGCAAGCGCAAGUUAUAUUUCGUAAUGUAGGAUUUUUUGUACUUUAUGCACAAUAAAAUCGCAUGAAACGAGUGA
Odontomachus brunneus is the source of this 2595-nucleotide messenger RNA. RefSeq lists its product as uncharacterized. Bases 650 to 1858 code for a protein of 402 amino acids. NCBI's taxonomy places the organism in Eukaryota, Metazoa, Arthropoda, Insecta, Hymenoptera, Formicidae. The transcript has a single exon. The record is from RefSeq and is a predicted model, not a curated record.